Molecule: messenger RNA, 2305 nt
Organism: Salvia miltiorrhiza (redroot sage)
Lineage: Eukaryota; Viridiplantae; Streptophyta; Magnoliopsida; Lamiales; Lamiaceae
Product: U-box domain-containing protein 28-like
Exons: 1
Coding region: 995-2221 (408 amino acids)
Biological process (GO): protein ubiquitination
Molecular function (GO): ubiquitin protein ligase activity
Source: RefSeq, a predicted model, not a curated record
AUAAAGUUUAAUUAAUAUUAACUAUAAUUUCAUUAAGACGGACGUUAGCACGUAGGAAUUAGGUCACCGGAAUACUCACCCCACCCACCAGGAGUUUAAUUUGUUACUGUGUUUCUUGUUUUAUUAGUGAGGUGCUUCAAAUACCACGCUUUUGGUAACUCUAUCGCCUAUAUAAAUGGAGUAGAAUUAAAGAUUCUUUCAACAAUAUGGAAAUCGAAUCUCUAACAGCAUCACCAAUUAGUGCUUAAUCCCUUUCAGUAUUAAUUAAUCAUCAAAUCCAUUCUUACAAUAUUUUUCCUGCUAAUUAAAUCUGAAGAUCCAAUUAUUAUCAAACAUAAUUUAAAAUAGCUGAAUAUGAUAAUUAAAAUCAUAGUAUAUAAUACUUGUUCAACUAGUCUGAUUGAAUUUCAAGAUCACCUCAUCGACGUGAGACAUCAUAUUAAAAUUAGAGAUUUAGAGUUAUUUUUGUAUAUAUAAGUAUACUGUUUAUGAAUUAUGACCACUUUUGGAAGCAAUAAUUUCUUAAGAUUUUUAAUCCUACACGAGGAGAGUGGAUUCUUCCAUUACGCAAGAACUACUUUACCGUAUCAUCAUCCACAAAUCCAGUUCUUUUUGGCCUAACAAUAAUUAACAGUCCCACUUGAUAAUAUUUAAAUGAUAAUCAUUGAAAAAUCAAGAAUAAACAUAAAAAUUAGCGGACACAAGAGUUUGACUUUACCUAAAUCCAUGCAAGAAUUUCAUGCAAAUAUCCCAUCCAUUUCUUCAACGCAUGGCCCCCACCACCACCCUUUUUGUCUGAUCCCUAUAUAAAUAUGGAACUCCGUUUCAAACUUCCAAUUUUAAAAACUUUACUACCGAAUAAAAUUUUCUAAUUUCUGGUUUACUUAAAUUGGACUCCGUUUUUGGAAUUUUGACCAAAACGACGUCACACCCUUCCCACUUUGACUCUCUCUCUUAUAAACACUCUUCAGAAACUAGAGAGAUUUGUGCGAAAAUGGCGAGAGAAAAGAGGAGGGAGGAACUGUAUGUCACUGUACCGAAUCUCUUCCGGUGCCCGAUUUCCAUGGAUGUGAUGAAGUCGCCGGUGAGUCUCUGCACCGGCGUCACGUACGAUCGGAGCUCCAUCGAGAAGUGGCUGGCUCUCGGCCACAAAACCUGUCCGGCGACCAUGCAAACCUUGCCGUCUACGCUCACCACGCCGAAUCUCACGCUCCGCCGCCUCAUUCAGCUCUGGCUCUCCCAUGCCGACGCCGCACGGGCGCCACUGACGCCGUCGUCUGCUGUCUCCAAGGAGGAGGCGGCGGGGAUCAUAAAAGGUGAGCUCGACGCCAGCUCUGUGGAGAAAUUGAUCGAUUUCAUGAAGGCGUCGGAGGGGAAUCUGAAGUUUGUAGCUCUGUCUAACGGCGCGGUUUCUAGGUUCGUCGAAUUUUUCGCGGAAUCCGACGAGAUUCGGAUUCGCGAACUGAUUGUUGAGGUUUUCGAUCUGAUCUCGUCGGAGAUUGGCGUGAGGGAAAAGUUGAACGAGCUCAUUUUGAAGUGCGGUGACCGAAGCGACUGUCUGUCGUCGUUCGCGACGGUUUUGCGGGAAGGAAACGCGGAAUCGAAGGUGAAAUCGGCGAAGAUUCUGGAGCUAAUCGCUCUAAAUCCUGAAUCGCAGCACAAAAUUUCCAAUAAACCAGGUGUAUUGCAGAAUCUAUACACCCUAACCACCGCGGAGAGCGAUACGGCGGCGGUGGAAGGCGGAUUGUCGGCUCUGCUAGCGGUGGCAACGAGCAGGGCGGCGAAGAAGGAGCUGAUCCGGUUGGGAAUCGUCCGAACCGUGGGGCGAAUCCUUUCCCUGAGCGGGGUUGUCGGAGUGAUCGAGAGAGCGGUGGCGAUGCUGGAAACGGUGGCGACGUGUACGGAGGGGAGGGGCGCGAUCGGGGAGGACAGCGAGUGCGUGGGGGAGAUCGUGAAGAGGCUGAUGAGGUGUUCGGGAGCGGCGACGGAGCACGGAAUAACGGUGCUGUGGAGCGUGUGCUGCUUAGCGAGGGACCAAGCGGCGCAGGAAAGGGUGGCGAAAGUGAACGGAUUGACCAAGGUACUAGUGGUGAUGCAGAGCGCGUGCUCGUCCACUACCAAGCACAUGUGCAGCGAGUUGGUCAAAGUAUUGAGGGCUAAGAGUAGUAAGUCUAAUUUGGCUCCUUAUGAAACCAGGACCAUUCACAUUGCACCUUAUUGAAUUUAACUCACAAUUAAUCAUUUUUUUUACUUAGGAAUUCAAACCUGUAAAUGCACAUAUACAAAUGAAAAACUUCUUUCUCAA